This is a messenger RNA of Acanthosepion pharaonis, 1110 nucleotides long. The record is from the annotation of a GenBank genome assembly. NCBI's taxonomy places the organism in Eukaryota, Metazoa, Mollusca, Cephalopoda, Sepiida, Sepiidae.
AUGGGCUUACGUGAAGAACUUCUUCGUGGGAUAUAUGGUUACGGUUUUGAAAAACCCUCUGCCAUCCAACAGAGAGCUAUCAAGCCCAUCAUUAAUGGAAGAGAUGUUAUUGCUCAAGCCCAGUCUGGUACUGGUAAAACAGCUACAUUCGCUCUGUCCAUUCUCCAAUGCCUGGAUACCCAAAUACGAGAGACACAAGCCUUGGUCCUUUCUCCAACACGUGAAUUAGCUGUUCAAAUCCAAAAGGUUAUUUUGGCCCUUGGUGAUUACAUGAAUGUGCAAUGCCAUGCUUGUAUUGGCGGGACCAAUAUUGGAGAAGAUAUUCGCAAACUUGAUUAUGGUCAGCAUGUUGUUUCGGGUACUCCAGGCCGUGUCUUUGAUAUGAUCCGCCGAAGGAAUUUACGGACCAGAUCUAUUAAGAUGUUAGUUCUUGAUGAAUCGGAUGAAAUGUUGAACAAAGGUUUUAAAGAACAGAUUUAUGAUGUUUACCGUUACUUGCCGCCAGCAACACAAGUUUUACUAAUCUCUGCUACACUUCCACAUGAGAUUUUGGAAAUGACUGGUAAAUUCAUGACUGACCCAGUGCGCAUUCUUGUCAAACGUGAUGAAUUGACAUUAGAGGGGAUCAAACAAUUCUUUGUGGCUGUAGAGAGAGAAGAAUGGAAAUUUGACACACUUUGUGAUCUUUAUGAUACGCUUACAAUCACCCAAGCUGUCAUCUUCUGCAAUACCAAAAGAAAGGUGGAUUGGUUAACAGAAAAGAUGCGUGAAGCCAAUUUUACUGUUUCUUCCAUGCACGGUGACAUGCCCCAAAAAGACAGAGACAAUAUUAUGAAAGAGUUCAGAUCAGGGGCAAGCCGAGUCCUCAUUACCACCGAUGUCUGGGCCCGUGGUAUCGAUGUCCAGCAAGUAUCUCUGGUUAUAAAUUACGAUUUACCAAACAAUCGUGAGUUGUAUAUUCACAGAAUUGGUCGAUCGGGAAGAUUUGGCCGAAAGGGUGUAGCCAUUAACUUUGUGAAAAACGAUGACAUCCGAAUCUUGCGAGAUAUUGAACAGUACUAUUCUACUCAGAUUGAUGAAAUGCCAAUGAAUGUUGCUGAUCUUAUCUGA